AUGCACCGUGUGAGUUGUACACUGCUGCUGAUGCUGCUUCUGCGAGUCGUCGGCCUGUCCAGCGCGACACACCUUUCCCCCAUCCGUUUCACGACAGGCCCAUCCCUGUGCAAGAGAAAAGCGUUGCUGGCCAGUGUUGGCCAACCGCGCGGCCCACCGCACGCCGCACCGCCAGCAGCAGGCUUCUCGGCACUCGAGCACUCGAGUCACUUCCGCUGA
Molecule: messenger RNA, 219 nt
Organism: Parastagonospora nodorum SN15
Lineage: Eukaryota; Fungi; Ascomycota; Dothideomycetes; Pleosporales; Phaeosphaeriaceae
Exons: 2
Coding region: 1-219 (72 amino acids)
Source: RefSeq, a predicted model, not a curated record